Molecule: messenger RNA, 936 nt
Organism: Petromyzon marinus (sea lamprey)
Lineage: Eukaryota; Metazoa; Chordata; Hyperoartia; Petromyzontiformes; Petromyzontidae
Product: ras-related protein Rab-37-like
Molecular function (GO): GTPase activity; GTP binding
Source: RefSeq, a predicted model, not a curated record
CCCAUCCCCUCACCACCCGGCUCGUAAUUUGAGGAAAUGUCGCGCCGCGCGCGGCUCCCGUUCGGCAGCAAGAGGAGCGUCUCCACGGAGAUUCCCGCGGCGGGGGUCGGUGCCUCCUCCACGCAUUCGCCGAGGCCCAAAGGCGCCCCCGGCCCCGCGGGGCCCCUCGCCAGCAUCGGCGGCAGCGGCGGCGGCAGCGGCGGCAACACGAACGGGGUUCGCGCUGGACGCCAAUCGCGGAGCGGUAGCGCCAAGGAGGCGUUUGACCUCUCAUUCAAGGUGAUGGUGAUCGGAGACUCCGGCGUGGGCAAGACGUGUCUGCUCAUGCGCUUUAAAGACGGUGCCUUCCUGUCUGGCAGCUACAUCGCCACAGUCGGCAUCGACUUCAAGAACAAGGUCGUGACCAUCGAUGACGUCAAGGUGAAACUCCAGAUCUGGGACACCGCCGGCCAAGAGAGGUUCCGCAGUGUAACUCACGCGUACUACCGCGACGCCGACGCCCUGCUCCUGUGCUACGAUGUGUCCAACAGAGUGUCGUUCGAGAACGUGCGGUCUUGGCUGACGGAGGUACAGAAUUUUGCAGACAGCAACGUGGUCCUGAUGCUCAUCGGCAACAAGGCUGACCUGGGCGGGCAACGCGUGGUUCGCCUGGAGGAUGGGGAGAGGCUCGCCAAGGAAUGCAAGGUGCCGUUCAUGGAGACAAGCGCACGGAGCGGCCUCAAUGUGGAGCUGGCAUUCAUGGCCCUGGCCAAGGCCUUGAAGCAGCGUGAACUGGGGAAGCCGGACGAGCCCAAAUUCCAGCUCAAGGAGUACGUGGAGGCAGCGCAGCACAAGUCCAGCUGCUGCCUCACGUCCUGAGCAGUGCACACCACACCGUGCACACCACACCGUGCACACCACACCGUGCACACCACACCGUGCACACCACACCGUGCA